Molecule: messenger RNA, 1251 nt
Organism: Ochotona princeps (American pika)
Lineage: Eukaryota; Metazoa; Chordata; Mammalia; Lagomorpha; Ochotonidae
Gene: MED20
Product: mediator complex subunit 20
Exons: 4
Coding region: 142-780 (212 amino acids)
Biological process (GO): regulation of transcription by RNA polymerase II
Cellular component (GO): mediator complex
Molecular function (GO): transcription coactivator activity
Source: RefSeq, a predicted model, not a curated record
CCGAGAAGUUGCCUUUGGCGCGUCGUUCUGACGCAUUUCCGGUGUUCCCCCCCCGCGGUCCCGCUAGUCUAUGUGAGGGUCUUUAAUUCUGGUAGCUGCGGGCGAGUUCCGGACUUCGUGCCAGCGUCCUGGUCGGGGGACAUGGGCGUGACUUGUGUGUCUCAGAUGCCCGUGGCUGAGGGCAAGAGCGUCCAGCAGACAGUGGAGCUCCUCACCCGGAAGUUGGAGAUGCUUGGGGCAGAGAAGCAAGGAACAUUCUGUGUGGACUGUGAGACUUACCACACAGCUUCCUCUACCCUUGGAAGCCAAGGUCAGUCCGGGAAGCUGAUGUAUGUCAUGCAUAACUCGGAGUACCCACUGAGCUGUUUCGCCCUCUUCGAGAAUGGUCCUUGCCUUAUUGCUGACACCAACUUUGAUGUGCUCAUGGUGAAGCUCAAGGGCUUUUUCCAGAGUGCCAAGGCCAGCAAGAUUGAGACCCGGGGCACUCGUUACCAGUACUGUGACUUCCUUGUGAAAGUGGGCACAGUCACAAUGGGUCCCAGCGCCCGAGGCAUCUCUGUGGAGGUGGAGUAUGGGCCCUGCGUGGUAGCCAGUGACUGCUGGAGCCUGCUGCUUGAGUUCCUGCAGAGUUUUCUAGGCAGCCACACGCCAGGGAUUCCUGCAGUGUUUGGAAACAGACAUGAUGCAGUCUAUGGCCCAGCAGAUACCAUGGUGCAGUACAUGGAACUCUUCAACAAGAUCCGCAAGCAGCAGCAGGUGCCAGUGGCUGGGAUUCGUUAAGUGACUGGCAGCUGCCAGCUGAGCCUUGCACACCAGGGGCACGCCACAGGACUGCACAGGGGCACUGCACAGGAGGCACAGAUGCUGCACUCAGGUCUCCAGACUCCAGAAGUCUGGAGCAGACAAGGAGGCUCCUCUUCCUCUCUGGUUUCCAGCUGUGGCUGUUGUUCUGGGACUCUGGACUCCCUGAUGUUGACCUUGGCCCCAACAGCUGUUCCCCUGCCUCCAGGCCUGACCUCAGGAAUGAUUUGGCCUGUCCGCAGGAAUGAUUAUUAUGAAGAUUGGAAUACUUUGGACCUUUCCUGCUUUAGGGGAGAAGGUAGGAUGGGGUGUCCCUGCCCAGCAUUGGUGGGCAACUCAGUCUGUAUUCCUAGGUACUGAGGAUUUGGUCUAGGCCCGCAGUGGUCAUGCCAUGCUCUGUGUUUGGGCUAUGAGGGAAUAAAAGUCUGUUCCUUAACUCAAAGGACGUGG